This is a messenger RNA of Hydractinia symbiolongicarpus, 849 nucleotides long. RefSeq names its product carbonic anhydrase 6-like. NCBI's taxonomy places the organism in Eukaryota, Metazoa, Cnidaria, Hydrozoa, Anthoathecata, Hydractiniidae. Gene Ontology annotation, molecular function: carbonate dehydratase activity; zinc ion binding. The transcript is spliced from 6 exons. The coding region runs from base 1 to 645 and encodes 214 amino acids. The record is from RefSeq and is a predicted model, not a curated record.
AUGUUUUUUAUAACUAUUUACAACUUCCUCAAUAUUAUACAAAGCACUCUCUAUUAUUUAAAGAAAGGUGGAAAUAAAUUUGUGCCAAUCCAAGCGCAUAUCCACUUUGGCUCACCUAUAAAAAAAGGAUCCGAGCAUUCGUUAAAUAGAAAGUUUUUUCAAGGCGAGAUGCACCUUGUUCAUCUAAAUGCAAAGUACAAGCUGGCAGAAGUGUCUCAACACAGUGAUGUGCUGCUUGUCAUAGGAGUGUUUGUGAAACUAACAGUACGGAGAAGGUCGAGUUCAAUCUUUUCGCAGUUAGGUGGUCAUGCGGGUGAACUUAAUCAACAAGGGAACAGUGUAAAGGUCCCGGCAUUUCCUUUGGCCAAUUUUAUACCAUGCCGUGCUAACUUGAAACGUACACCAUAUGUCAACUACCGUGGCUCGUUGACCACACCACCAUGCACUGAGAAUGUUGAUUGGGUUGUACUUACCAGUCGUGUGCAUACAAUUAACCUCCGAGAUCUACGAGCAAUUAAUAAAGUUCUGGAUUGUGAAAAUUUACCAAUGUACGGAAAUUAUCGGCCAGUACAAGCAACAAAUGGACGGAAGUUGUACGGAGUCAACAUGAGACCAAAGCAUAAAACAAGAAAAUUUUGGUACUAGUAAUUACGUAUAGUCUCUUCUAGAGUUGUUACAAUUCUUAAAAAGAGAAUAAAUCUUUGUAACGUGAGGUUCUUUGAAUUGUUUUCUCCCCCCCCCCCAAAAAAAAAAAAAAAAAAUUGCCACACUUAUAGUACGUCACAAAAGGAACAAAAUGGCGGGAAUAAAUUCUUGCUUACAUCAGCACUUUGUCGAUGACGUCAUCAA